ACCCACAAAACAAAACAUAAAGACAUAGAGGAGGUUUUUGUUUUUGUUUUGUUUUGAGAGUUAACAAGAAGGCUUUUUAGCAAACAACAAACAACCUAAGCUUAGCAAAAGUAGCAAUCAAUGGCAGCUUCUGCUUCUGCUUCUGCUUCGGCUUCGGCUUCGACAGCAACAUCAUCGUCAGUGUCCGAGGAAGAGCUGACGCUGACAGUGAAAUGGAGUGGGAAGGAGUACAAGGUCCGAGUUUGUGCGGACGACUCAGUGGGCGAGUUGAAACGCCGAAUCUGUGAGUUAACCACCGUGUUGCCCAAACGCCAAAAGCUUCUGUACCCAAAACUCAUUGCCACAAGACUCGCUGAUGACUCUGUUUUGCUCUCUCAACUCCCCCUCAAGUCCUCUCUCAAGAUGACCAUGAUUGGUACCAUUGAAGAUGAUCUACUUGUGGAGCAAGGUGACUCUCCAGAGGUUAUCGAUGAUUUCGAUCUUGGGAAUGAGGAAGCUGUUGAAGUUCAAAUUAAAGAUAAAGAUGUGAAUAAGCAAAAAUUGAGGAGACGUAUUGAUCAAUACAAGAUUGAACUUAAGAAUCCAUGUCGUGAAGGAAAAAAGCUGCUUGUUCUAGAUAUUGAUUAUACUCUAUUUGAUCACAGAUCAACAGCUGAGAACCCACUUGAACUUAUGAGGCCUUAUCUACAUGAGUUUCUUACAGCUGCUUAUGCAGAGUAUGAUAUCAUGAUAUGGUCUGCAACGAGCAUCAAGUGGGUUGAACUAAAGAUGGGACAGCUUGGGGUACUCAGCAAUCCUAACUACAAAAUCACAGCUCUUCUAGACCACUUAGCAAUGAUCACCGUGCAAUCAGAUUCUCGUGGUAUCUUUGAUUGCAAGCCACUAGGCUUGAUUUGGGCUCAGUUCCCUGAGUUCUACAGUUCGAAAAACACUAUCAUGUUCGAUGAUUUGCGAAGAAAUUUUGUGAUGAACCCACAAAAUGGUUUGAUAAUCAAGCCAUUCAGGAAGGCUCAUGCAAAUCGGGACAAUGAUCAGGAGCUUGUGAAGCUUACCCAAUACUUGCUAGCCAUUGCAGAACUUGACGACUUGAGUACCCUUAAUCAUAAUCAUUGGGAGAGAUUCACCGAGGAUAAUGUCAAAAGACCUAGGCACGCUUGAUGGUCUUCAACAAGCUUUGAAGUUCCAAAACGUUGCUUAUAUCAACUUUUGAGGGGUGCUAGUAUUGGGUUCUGAUACAGAAUAGCUUUUUCGUGUUCCUCUGGUGGGCAUGUGCUUAAUGAUUUCAUUUCUGUCUCUAAAACAGUUAAAAGCAUCUUCUAUUUGUUCCUCUGAUGGGAAGGAGUUAAUUUUAUUUUAUGUGAUAAAGAGUUUACUUGCGAUGACUCAUAUGACAUAUGCUAUGUUGUACAUAAUACUAUUUGUAUAAUUUUGUUUUUCUAAGUUUGAUCAUUUGCAUCA
This is a messenger RNA of Quercus robur (English oak), 1458 nucleotides long. Its product is annotated as ubiquitin-like domain-containing CTD phosphatase. Gene Ontology annotation, cellular component: nucleus. The transcript has 7 exons. Gene Ontology annotation, molecular function: protein binding; phosphoprotein phosphatase activity. The coding region runs from base 121 to 1158 and encodes 345 amino acids. The record is from RefSeq and is a predicted model, not a curated record. Lineage: Eukaryota; Viridiplantae; Streptophyta; Magnoliopsida; Fagales; Fagaceae.